Messenger RNA from Rhopilema esculentum, 1844 nucleotides. RefSeq lists its product as uncharacterized. The record is from RefSeq and is a predicted model, not a curated record. Lineage: Eukaryota; Metazoa; Cnidaria; Scyphozoa; Rhizostomeae; Rhizostomatidae.
CAGAGGAGGGCUUGCCAGGAAACUGCCAUACAAAUAGAUCAUGUUCAUUCACUUUUUCAAGCUCACUGCAAAAACGAAGCAUUCUGCCAAUCCAUGUUGUUGCUUGUUGGGUUGCUUUGAAGUGUCACAAGAUUACAUUGGAAAUAUGAAGACUGUCGUGGUACUCACAAUCCUCAUCAUUGGCUGCAAAGGUCUGUCAGAGGCUUACCAUUCAGAAGAAGAAGACGAUGAUUUAGCAAAUUAUCCAUUAGAUGCGUACCAACAAGGCAGUUCUUUCCACAAACCAUCAUACGGUUCACAAAGUGUCAGUGGGUCACAGGGACCACCAGGACCGCCAGGACCACCAGGACCCCCUGGAAGGCCAGGAACGGAUGGAAAACCAGGACAUCAAGGAAGACCGGGCAGUCCAGGAAGGCAGGGAGGCCCUGGUCGCCCAGGGAGAGAUGGAAAACCGGGGCAUCCAGGAAAGCAAGGAAGACCAGGUCACCCAGGCAAGCCAGGACGACCAGGUCCGGAUGGUAGACCGGGUAGACCAGGAGAGCAAGGCAGGCCAGGAGCACAAGGCAGACCAGGUGAACCGGGCAGACCAGGAGCCCCAGGAUCUCCAGGCCAACAAGGUGGUUCAGGGCAACAAGGUUAUUACAAACCAGCAUACUAGUGUAUGCCACUAAAUGGACCAACAAACAAGCCUUUGAUAGGCCUUUUGUACUUUUUAGUAGAUUUAUUGACAAGAAUGUAACAAAAUAACAUCUACAUCAAUCAACGUUUUGUUAUGCUGCAAAUCCUACUGACCUGACAAGGAGGGGCGGCGCUAGAAAUAUUUUUAGGGGGUGUCUAGUGCCAGGUUGCCGAAUAGGGUUUUUCUAGUUCACAUCAAAUAAAAACACUCUCCGAGUUCACAACUGAAGGACCCCUCUCCUUGGUUAAUUAAUUUUUGAAAAUCUGCCUUCGUUUCAAUGAACGUCAUUCAAGGUUCAAUAUUAUUGUAUUUGUGGUUCUUGGAUAAAUUUGCGAAUAUUAGUGUGAAUUACUGAAACCUCCAUCCCAAUUUUGUGGUACUAGCAGCAGUCUAAAGUAACUUCCUUAUAAAGAAAUUAGACAUUAAGUUAUAUACUUUCGUUUGACAUCAUCAUGAGCUCAGUAAUGAUAAAGUAAGGGUAUAGAGGAAUGCAAGACCGUAUGCAGAAAAUCUCCAGAAUGAAGCAAUCGUCAAAAUCGUCUUUAGAGGUAGGCUUUCCUUAAGAUGCUGCCUCUGAUAAAGCGCCCCUUAGACAAGAGCAUCACAAAUCUUUCCUCAUUUCAUCAUUAAAGAGAAAAGGUACCAUAUUCACUGAGAUAGCAUUAGCCUUUGUAGAGGUCGCAGAUUUUUUCGACAGGAGCAAAAAACAAGCACACGCACACAGUAUAGUUAUUACCAUGGUUUUAGAAGAGGGGAGCUCAGGGGGACUAGGCCCCUUUCUACUUUUCGAAGGGGGGCUGUGCCUCCCCCCUUUUAAUGGGUAAUUCUAAAGUAUCACGGCUAAUUUCUGCCAGAAUCAAAUCUUUGAUUGAACCGAUAUUAACCGAUAAAACAAAGGGUCUUAAUAAUUUUUGGGGGAGCAUGAGCUCACCCAAGUACAACAGUAACUACCGUCCUGACCAAGUUAAAUCUCGUACGGACACACUGCCUCUAUGGCUGAAAGACUAUUAGUUCAAUUAAUUUGAAAUUUUAGUUGAGCAUCGUCAGCGGUUACACUGCAGGGAGAACAGAAAAGCUGCCUGUUCUUUUCUACCGCUGCAAAUAGCAAAUCCUUUAAGUAGUUGUUAAGGAUCAUCUGAUGGAUAAUUUUCAAAAUUUUGCUCGG